Penicillium griseofulvum is the source of this 525-nucleotide messenger RNA. RefSeq lists its product as uncharacterized. The transcript has 3 exons. The coding region runs from base 1 to 525 and encodes 174 amino acids. Lineage: Eukaryota; Fungi; Ascomycota; Eurotiomycetes; Eurotiales; Aspergillaceae. The record is from RefSeq and is a predicted model, not a curated record.
AUGAAGUUCUUCGCCACCGUCGCUCUCCUAGCUACUGCUGUGGCUGCCGCCCCAUCUGAGAAGCUCUUCAACUUGAAGACCUCCGGUGCUAGCAACAGCUCCCACAAUGACCUGUACCUCUCCGUUGGUCACGGUCUGAUCAGCGAUCCGCUCAACAGCGAAGCUGUCUUCACCGGAGCCCCCAACCGUGCUGCCGCCUUCUCUUUCGUCAACGGCACCAUCCUAUUGGAGACCGAUAACAACUCCCCCUGGGCCCUGGACUUGAUCAACGUGAUUGGUGUCCGCAAGGAGCGCGCCCAGAUCAGUGUCAAGCCCACUCACGGCUCCAAGGGCUUCACCAUCGGUCGCCACGGCGUCGAGGGACCAAGUCAGACCUGGGACGGAUGGCUGUGGUGCCCUGCUGAUACCAAGGCUGGCCAAUUCCUCCCCAACUUGCACUUCCUCAGCAAGACUAUGCUGGUGCCUGAGCUCCCGGCUGGUUGUGACAAGAUCGAGCUUCAUCCUGUCCCCAAGAGCUCUGCUUAG